AUGCUUCCUGAGGACAUUCAAAAAGAGCUUGACAAGAUAACCGCACGGGCCACAUCACGUGGAUAUACCCGCGAGUACCAGGAUAGGCGAGAGCGGGAGGAGAAUACAAUAUCCUAUAAGGAGCUCGCCCCAGCUACACUCCAGAACUAUGAGAAGAGUGCAAAAAACUGGAUUCUAUGGAGGCUUUCUCGGGGUGAAGCGACCGACACCAACUUUCGCAAAGAUCAGCCAAUUCCAACACCACAAGUUCUAAAAUCAUUUGUUGAGUACUAUGUGGUAACAAGAGAGAAAAUCCCCACGCAGAGCUCCACAUGCCAGAACUUCAUCAAAUUCACAUCUCAAUGGGAACGAAAAACUUCUUGUUCUAUCUCAAAGGAGGUCAAGGACGAUGUUCUGAAUUAUAUCAGGACUGAGUUGACAAGUAAAUGGAAGCUUCCAACAAAGCCACGAGAACGAUUUAUGGUAACAGCCAAGGACAUGGACUAUCUUAUUCGAGGUCUUUUUAAUGACGAUUGGCAUGAUUACAAACAUGAGAGAGCUCGUAUCCAGACCGCGAGUGCACUUGCAUUGUUUUUCCAUGGGGUCGCAGAUGGGGCAUUUAAGGGCCUCACAACAGUGGCAGAGGUUCUCUCUAUGAGGCCUCCCAAGGGACGCGAGUCACUCACCCUUGAGUGGAACGAGGACAAAAAGGAAUUGCCUUUCUUGCGGAUGAUCAAUCAUGACGGCCCCCAAGGAAGCAGAGCGCUGACAUUCUCUGCUCUGAGGCACAGCUUCUCAAGCCUGGCGCAACGAAUGUGUUUCAGGGAUAAACUACGUGUGCACGGAAUCCGUGGAGGUGUUGCUAAUCGCAUUGACCCCAAGGCAUCUGAAGCAGCUCGUGGUCAGGCUCUCGACCAUCAAAACCACAGUACAUUCCUCAAGUACCAGUCAGUGCUGAAGUCUGUCGACAUCCAGUCAGCAUUCUAUGAUAUAGAACCUGACUACGAAUGCCGCGAUAUGGAGCAGAGUCUUGCUCAUCACAGAGAUAUCAAUAUGCCUCAGAGAUUAGACGCGGCCGCAAUCACAGAGUUUACAGAGUCAGAAGAGGUCCAAUCUCUAAUCCAGAGAAUACGACAUCUAACAUCUGAAAUUUCUGGGAAGCCACAUCUACACGAGCACCUUGCAAAAGAGCGAUCGCAGCUCUAUACGAGGAAGGCAAAGCUACUAGCGGCUCGGAAGAGCGAGUUUAUCCAGGAGUGGUGGAACUCCUCUUAUGAGGAAUAUGUCUCUGGAAAUGAAUUCACAGAGCGUGACAGAACGUCAUUGUUCGAGAUCUACAAAAAGUAUCUCCCAGAGCGCACCAGAGUUAGAGAGGCCUUAUUUACAGAGACAACAAUGGAUAGCGAGAUUGGCAGAGCAUGUCUUGAAGAUAUGGUUACCCUCUUAUUCCGAAACAGGGAAGAGCGAAGCAUAUAUUACAAUGCCACAGACGAUCCCUUGGCGGAGCAAAUUACCAACAACGCUACACAAAUAAUAAGCGAGCCCAUCGGCGUGUUCCCCGCAAAUUUGUUGAAUUUUGUUAUCUCUGCGCAAAAAUAUUUUGCGAGGAAGAAGAAUGGAUUGCCCACUGUCGAGACCAUCUCAAUCAUCUUCACCCUCGAUGCGGAAGUUUGA
Molecule: messenger RNA, 1653 nt
Organism: Penicillium argentinense
Lineage: Eukaryota; Fungi; Ascomycota; Eurotiomycetes; Eurotiales; Aspergillaceae
Exons: 6
Coding region: 1-1653 (550 amino acids)
Source: RefSeq, a predicted model, not a curated record